UAUAACCUACAAAAAACCACACAAAAAACACAUGUAAUUUGUUGUAAAACUUAUUUAUUCAGUUGAAUAAAAUUUUAUUUCAUUCAGCCUCAACUGAAUGCCUCUGCACUAUCUACAAAUUUUAAUUGUUUCAUAUAAAAUAUUAUAAAUGCGCUGUAAUUGAAUCACUAUUACGUGCUCUGUGAUUGAAUCGAAUAACGAAAUUGGGAGUUAUGGAUUUAUUUGUUAUUAACAGAUAUAGAGAGGAUGAGGACAAUAAUAUUGUCAACCAGGAAACAAAACAUUUGGAGAAAUUGAAAAAAGAUAUAGAAGAAAGAAGAAAAUUGUAUGCCAGCACACACACUUUAGAUGUAAAUGUAAAGUCUAGUAAACCAUCAAGCGAAACAAAACAAAGCAAUGUUGUUAAAGUUGUUGAGAAAGUUUUAAAAGAUGAAAUUCAGGUGCAAACUUCACCUAUCGAAGUUGACCUGAAACCCCAUAGGCAAGAUAAAAUAACACAUGAAUUUAAAGUAUUAGGGGGAAACGAUUUUGAACAGAAGCCCAAGGUUCAUAGGAUUUUACCAUAUUGGCUAUCACAUCCAUACAGUGUGUCCAGGAACUUGCAAAAUAAAUUGCAUGCCAUUGCUGAUCAGACUUGGUUACACAGUACCCUAAAAUCAACUUUAGAAAGUGAUGGUAUAUCCCAUUUGUUUCCUGUUCAAGCCGAAGUAAUUCCUUUCAUUCUUCAAGAGCAUGAGUUGCCACAACCUCUUUGGCCACAUGAUAUCUGUGUUUCUGCACCUACAGGCAGUGGAAAAACAUUAUCUUUUGUAAUCCCAAUUAUACAGGUGUUGAUGAAGGAUGUAGGACAUCAUAUCAGAGCCAUGGUGGUAUUGCCUGUACAAGAACUAGCUGCUCAAAUUUUUAAAGUGUUUAAAAAAUACUGCCAGAGAACUGGGUUAAAAGUGGCUUUGCUGAGUGGUUCCAUCCCACUGCAUCAAGAACAGCAACAGAUUGUUCGUUAUACUGAAUCACAUGGUUGGAUCAGCGAAGUUGACAUCAUAGUCUGUACAGCUGGUCGCCUGGUGGAGCAUAUUCAAAACACCAAUGGCUUCUCUCUGAAGCAUUUAAAAUUUUUAGUAAUAGAUGAAGCAGACAGAAUCAUGGAAAACAUACAAAAUGACUGGCUCUACCACAUGGAUAAACACAUAAAAUUAGAAAACGAGCUUUUGUCUGGAAAAGUACCAAACUUAAAUUGGGACUGCCUCAUACGACAUAAAGCUCCUCCUCACAAGCUGCUAUUUUCAGCUACUUUAUCUCAAGAUCCUGAAAAACUAGAACAGUGGGGAUUAUUCCAGCCCAAAUUAUUUUCAGCUGCACAAGUUAAUAAAUUUGAAGAUGAAGAUCACAUAAGAAAGUAUACAACUCCAGAUGAGUUGAAAGAAAACUUUGUUGUUUGUAGUGCGGAACAUAAACCCCUCUUACUUUACCAUUUUCUGCUUGAAAAAGACUGGGACAAAGUGCUUUGUUUCACAAACGCAGCUCAGUCUGCUCAUAGACUCACAGUACUUUUGAAUACUUGGAGUAAGGGAAAAAUUAAAGUUGCCGAGUUAUCUGCUGCUUUAGAUAGAACCACAAGAGAUGAUGUUUUAAGGAAAUUCACCCAAUCUGAAAUAAAUGUUCUAAUUGGAACAGAUGCUUUGGCACGAGGGAUUGAUAUUCCUGACUGUAAUUAUGUGAUAUCAUAUGACCCACCAAGAAAUAUAAAAACAUACAUACAUCGCGUCGGCAGGACCGGUCGUGCGGGCCGCAUAGGACAUGCUAUCAUAAUGCUGUUACCCAACCAGACCAAUUUAUUUACGGAGGUAUUGAAAUCUGGUGGAAAGUCUGAAAUACCUGCAAUGAAUGUACAUCCUGAUGUAUUUAGUAGAUUAAAUGGAAGUUACGAGAAGGCUAUUGAAGAAACUAAAAAUUUAAUUAAUUCUGAAAUCCAUCUCAAAGUUGAGAAAUCAAUUGAAUUAAAAAGAGGAUUUAAAUCCAGAAAACGUAAGGCACAAUAAAAUUGUUUUUAAUAUGA
This is a messenger RNA of Ostrinia furnacalis (Asian corn borer), 2056 nucleotides long. RefSeq names its product putative ATP-dependent RNA helicase Dbp73D (gene Dbp73D). The record is from RefSeq and is a predicted model, not a curated record. Gene Ontology annotation, molecular function: ATP binding; nucleic acid binding. The transcript has 7 exons. The coding region runs from base 213 to 2039 and encodes 608 amino acids. Lineage: Eukaryota; Metazoa; Arthropoda; Insecta; Lepidoptera; Crambidae.